Messenger RNA from Apus apus (common swift), 8021 nucleotides. RefSeq names its product solute carrier family 38 member 1 (gene SLC38A1). The coding region runs from base 309 to 1778 and encodes 489 amino acids. The record is from RefSeq and is a predicted model, not a curated record. Gene Ontology annotation, biological process: amino acid transmembrane transport; L-glutamine transport. NCBI's taxonomy places the organism in Eukaryota, Metazoa, Chordata, Aves, Apodiformes, Apodidae. The transcript is spliced from 16 exons. Gene Ontology annotation, molecular function: L-glutamine transmembrane transporter activity.
CACACCCGCGGCGGGAGGAGGAGCGGCAUCUUCCUCGCCGUCUGCCUUUCGCCAAUUUAAAUUCUCCCCAUUCUCGCCCCUUCUUCUUAUUUUUUUUUUAUUAUUUUUUUUUAUUUUAUUAUAAUCACUGUCAUUGUCCGUCGGGGUGCUCCGACCGGGUCCCGUCGGAGAGGGUGGAUUAUACCUCGGGGGAUCGCCGCGGCUCCCCGGGAAGGUUGCUGACACUGUGGCUGCAUUUCACUCACAAGAUACCAAUCAAACACUAGUAUUGGAGAAACACUUGGGAUACGUACAGUUCCUCACCCAGGAUGCCUUUCAAAGCUGGAUUAGAACUGACUGAAUUGCAGAAUAUGACUGUCCCUGAAGAUGAUAACAUCAGCAAUGAUUCAAAUGACUUCACAGAGGUGGAAAAUGGCCAGAUAAAUAGCAAGUUUAUUUCGGAUCGAGAAAGCAGAAGAAGUCUCACAAAUAGCCACCUGGAGAAGAAGAAAUGUGAUGAAUAUAUCCCAGGAACUACGUCACUGGGGAUGUCUGUAUUCAACCUCAGCAAUGCAAUUAUGGGCAGUGGAAUUUUGGGUCUUGCUUUUGCCUUGGCCAACACAGGAAUUCUCCUUUUUCUGCUGCUUUUGGUUUCAGUGACACUACUGUCUAUUUAUUCAAUAUAUCUCCUGUUGGUGUGUUCAAAGGAAACAGGCUGCAUGGUGUAUGAAAAGCUGGGUGAGCAGGUCUUUGGUACCCCAGGGAAAAUGAUUGUCUUUGGAUCUACAUCUCUCCAGAAUGUUGGAGCAAUGUUGAGCUAUCUCUUCAUAGUCAAAAAUGAGCUGCCUUCUGCCAUUAAGUUUCUAAUGGGAAGAGAAGAAUCUUUUUCGGAAUGGUACGUGGAUGGGCGGCUUCUUGUUGUUACAGUGACGUUUGGUAUAAUUCUCCCUUUAUGUCUCCUUAAGAACUUAGGAUAUCUUGGCUAUACCAGUGGAUUUUCAUUAAGCUGCAUGGUAUUUUUCCUGAUAGUGGUUAUUUACAAGAAGUUUCAAAUUCCCUGUAGUGGACCGGAACUAAAUGCAACGUCAUCUAUCCUAUCAAAUAGCUCAGCAUAUGAACAUAUGUGUAAGCCAAAGUAUGUUAUCUUUAAUUCCAAGACCGUGUAUGCUUUGCCCACCAUUGCUUUUGCAUUUGUGUGCCACCCAUCAGUCCUCCCAAUUUACAGCGAACUGAAAGACCGGUCACAGAAAAAAAUGCAGUUGGUUUCAAAUAUCUCAUUUUUUGCCAUGUUCGUGAUGUACUUUAUGACUGCCAUAUUUGGCUAUUUGACUUUCUAUGACGAUGUGCAGUCAGAUCUGCUUCACAAGUACCAGAGCAAAGAUGACAUCCUCAUCCUGACCGUGCGCUUGGCUGUGAUCGUUGCAGUGAUACUCACGGUGCCAGUGCUGUUUUUCACUGUGCGUUCAUCGUUAUUUGAGCUGGCUAGAAAAACAAAAUUUGACUUAUGCCGUCAUGUUUUGGUUACUGUUGUUCUUUUGGUUAUCAUCAACCUGCUAGUCAUUUUUAUCCCGUCCAUGAAAGAUAUUUUUGGAGUUGUAGGGGUCACUUCUGCCAAUAUGCUGAUUUUCAUUCUUCCUUCAUCAUUGUAUUUGAAAAUUACCCAGCAGGAUGGAUCAAAGUUGACCCAGAGGAUUUGGGCUUCGCUUUUCUUGGCACUAGGGAUAAUGUUUUCCCUAGUGAGCAUUCCCUUGGUCAUCUAUGACUGGGUACAAUCAGGAGGUAGUGCCGAAGGCCACUGAAGUUCACCUCCUUCUGAAAAGAAGACAACCCUGUUUGCUACACACCAAAAUCACAACCAUCCGUUCUCUUAUCUAUUCCAUCUUUUGUGAGUUUACUCAAAUCAAAUCCAAAUAAUGAUUAUCCAGUACUGAAAAUACUGUUAUGGGUGUAUUUUCUUGCAGAAAACAGACCCGUAUUUCCAACAGGCUUAUCACUGUCCCUCGACACUGAGUUACCAGAUCAGCCUGAAGUCUAUGUUAAUUGUCUGUGAGACUAUAUAGAGUGUUGCUCAUAGAAUUAGUCACAAUUAAUUAGUUUCCCCUCUUCCACCCAUGAAUUCCAUUGUUCUGUUGUUAUCCUUAGCCCUUCAACCAUAAGCUCUGCUCUUUUAGGGCAGCAGUGCUCAUUGUUAUCAGUCCCAACUGGAGUGAUGUCAGUUCACACCCUUGCCCCCAUCCCCUGCCUUCAGCCAAAACUCUCUUCUCCAGUUGUACACACCCUAUUUGUUGGUUUGUUUGUUCUGUUGCUGUUUCGUGCACCAUUUGCUUCAUUUGGUUAAGCAUAGCGUUCUAGAUUUGGCACAAAAGGCACCACAAGAGCAUAACUAAGCUUUGUGUAACUGUAGGUCCUAUAUCUGGUGCUUCUCUUGGCUGUUCUGGUGCAAGAGCCAGCCCCAGGGCUUGGCCCUUUUGUGGCUUUGGGGAACAGACCUGUGACUGUGUGUGUCUUCAUGACAGCACGCAGAGAGCAGGACAACGACAGCCAUCACCACCAGACACCAUUCCCCUGGCACACUUCAGUUGGAGCCUGACCAGAAGUAGACUUGACCCCAACCUAUGAGUACAUGAGUCUGAAGAGAAGCAGACGCUUGGAGAUUUCCAUAGGAAGUCUGCUUUUCUUUGGCAUUAAACCAUUUACUAGUCCUGCAUCACUCAGAAGGGAAAAAAAAAAAAAACAAGCUCCAGUUUUAUGAAAACCUACACAUAUAAUCAUACCUCAUGCCUUUUCUAUUCUGGGAUUUAUUUUUACAUACCGUGUAGAGACUGGCUCUUCUCUUGUGUCUUAUCCUCCUCCCACUGAAGUCAGUGAGGUUUUAGACAGCAGCAGGAGCAGGAUUUGACUCACCUUGCCAAACUACUGGAUUUCUAAUGCAAAUUGAAAUCUGUAACAUUUCUUUAAACACACAGAAACGCUUUUUAUGUUUAAAAUGUUUCAUUUGCAUUUCUCAUUGAUUCUCCAUAACAGUUAAAGACAUUCAAUUACUAUUGGCAAAAACACUGUAACUCACAUCUGUUGUCCACAAAAUAAGCAUUUGCCUAAUGCCUUAUAGCUGGUGUAGAGAACUUGUAGAGACUCAACCGCUAAGCAGGUGAUCGGUAACCUUCCUGAGCAGACAUCCUCUGUUAGUGCACUGCCAGCAGCAUAAACGUGUUCACUUUGUGUCCUUCACCGUGUGAGCUAGAAAGCGUCUCAGAACAUGAACCCAGCUCCUGCUAAAAGAACCCAUGGCUGAAGGGAGCCCUGCUUCACACCCAAGGGCUGAGCAGUGCCCUCCGUGUGCUCGAGUCAUGCCUGUCAGUGUGCAGUGAUCCUCUCAUUCCCAGUAGCUGGUUCAUUGCUGACUCCCAUUGUAUCUGUGGAAGGAGACAUUGUCAUCAGCUGUGAGGAACCUGUCAUUGCGGCUUGCUCUUUUUAAGGUUAGGGACGGCGAAUUCAGGAUCCUGGGAUCUCUGUGAGCUAUUGAAUUGCUUCAGUUGCCAUUGCCUUGUCCUAUAUGGCUGAAUGUUACUGGUAGUUGAGACCACAGAGCAUUUCGCAGAACCUUGAAAGUUGGUUUUUGAGGGUAACAUCCAGAGAGAUUAGUUUGGAACCUUUCUUGGAAUUUGGGCAUCGAGAUGCAGAGUGUUCAUGCUGCAGAAACUAAACCUAUUAAACCUAGACUUCUAGAUCUGUAUCUCAGCCCAGGCAGUGAGGUGCCUGGCUCUGCUGAUACCCGACUGUGAUCCAAUUGCACAGUAGAGUGGACUCCACAGGCAGCCCAAGUCCUCAGAGUAGCCCAGCAACAAGGACAAAACCAGAAGCGUCCUCCUCCCAGGCAAAGUGACCUGCUAGACUGCAGAGCAGGAUUCCCUUAGUUUGUCCUUCUCCUCGCUCCUCAGGCCUUCUCUCACAGGCACCCAGCAAGGUCUCUGGUGCAGUGUCCUUCCUCCCAAGCACCCCUCAGCUCAGCAUUUAACACAUGAACUGCUGAGCUACCUAGGACCCCUGGCAGCUCAUGUUUUCCUGCAGCUGCAUUUCACCUGUGACGGUGCAUGUUACCAGUUCUCUCUGUGCCACCUCUUUGUGAGACUCAUCCCUGCCAUGGUUCACAGAAAAUUCCAUACCAUAGACUACAAGCCCAGGUGUUAGUCAAGUUCUGGGGAGCCCAUACUUCGUUCCUGGCUUCUCAGUUUGUUCCAGGCAUCUUCCCAGCAUGGGGUGUAGGUUUGUGGCUCCCCUUUCACAGGCACUCAACUCUCCCUGGUAGCUGCAGCCAGGAGCCCAGCAUCUCACUCCAUUCUCUGACUCAGCUUCCUGGGCUCACAUUUUAGGUUUCAAGGUGCUUUAUAAUCUCUCUUGAUCUUAUCUCAAAAAACCUUACCAAGACCUGAGAAUACUGUAUAGCGUUAUUAUCUUCAAAAUGCUCCAGGGCUCUCCUGCUUUCCUCCCUCCUUUAUCCUUCUUCUACUACUGAUGUAUGAGCAGUGCAGCUCUGUGCACUGGGGGGCUGUGAGAGAGGAGAUCCUGGGAGAGACUUUCAGAUACACAGGUAGGAGCUACAGGUUUGAUCUGCACAGGGUUCCAGCAAGAUCACAACUGCAACAUCUCCCUUCCACCCCACCUCCCAAUUAGUCUGUAGUCUCACAAAAUACAAACCAUUGAGUUUUGGCACUCAGUUUCCUUCAACUUGAAGGGCUGUUGGGUGACUGAUUGCAUUUUCCCAAAUCUCCUCCACCACUUUCCCUCCUCUUUGCUAGUCUGCCACCUUCUUUUCCCAGUUUGUUUGUAUAGCAGAGUUUUACUGGGUAAAUAGGGAGAAUGAGCUAGGUGUGUGCACAGAGUGAAAUUACUCCAAGGUACUGGACCAUCAAAGCAUAUCCUAGAUACUGAAAAGCAGAUACCCAAAAUACUGAGUCUUUAAACAGACUUUGUUUCUGGGUCUCUGAAAAAAAAAAAUUAAAAAAAAAAAAGAGGGAAUUUUGCUUAGACUGAUUUACUGGCAUCAUAUUUAUAGAUAUUUAUGGAAAGGAAUCAUGUGUUUAUUGAUGUCUGUGGUAAUGAACGUGAAAUAACGUGCUUUUUGUUUUCUCAUCAGGUUUAUACAUUCUUAACAGAAUGCAAUAGACCCUGCUGUAACUGUCAACAUCAGUGAUGGAUGACAAUAUUUGUAUGAGGUUAUCUGUAAAAUGUACUGCUGUUAUUCAGUUCAUUUGAAAUAGUGAACUUGUAGCCAACAAUGUACGAGUCCCACAUUUUAGCUAGGAUUUUAAGAGCACAGUGAAAAGCUAUAGGAGUUUCUCUGUCGUUAAAUUAAUAGGAUCCAGAGUACUGUAUCUACUUAGUAGGUGGUAGCAUGCUUUCUUUUCAUAGAGAGUUUAUCACUAUUGUGAGCACUGCAAAUGUCAUAGACUGGAUGCAAAAUUGCUUCUAAUAACUACAACUAAGUAUUUUUAAAUUCUUAUUUGCGUAGUAGCAACACUUGGGUGGUAAGGGACAAGGAAGGACUAAUUAGAAUCAGGGGCUCCUAAUAACACUGUAGAAGUUAAUCCUGCACUUAAAAGAUGGCCUUGCUGCCCCUCCCAGUCCACAGCACAUUGUAAAGAAAAUAGUCAUGAGCUUAAAGCACCUCUAUGGUUGCAGAACACACCUGCCCUUCUCUGUCUGUUGGCAAACACACCUAGUAAGUAAAACACAAUAAAUUGUUAUUUGGGAGCAGUGACCUGUCUGCGUGAUGCUUGCUCCUGGCCAGAGGGCCAAUGCCAAAUCCAUGCACCUUUUGUAGGGCUGGCAGCCACAGAGUGGUGCUGGCCCAUGUGCAGGCCCAGGGCAGAAGAGCAGGUCUCAUCCUGGGAGGUAAGGGAUGGGGAUGCCCAUCCAGUCCCGGUGGCUGUUCUCCUGAGCCACAUACCAACCCAUAGCUCAUGCUCCACUUGCAAUAGGUCACACGUGCAAAUGCAGGUUGGAUAAUAGGUGGGUUGUGUCUGUACAUCUGCCUUACAAUGCAUAAGCACCAAGCUCUCUCUGAUAUUGAGUAUUGACAGUAACAAUUAAUGGUAUCUCUAGUUUAAAUGAAUUUGUCUUUGCUUGAACCUUACAUUAAGGCUAAAGAGCAUCUUGGUCAAAACAAAAAUCUUUCCAUGUGGUGGUGUCCCACCUCCAGUCCUACCUUCCCACCCCAGUGCCUGUAGGAGAAAGGCACAGCAGAAUGUACUCAGCUCCAUCAGCAGCUCCAUGAGAUGGCUUUAUCAUCUGGUGCCAGGGCACUUUCUUAAACAAUUUCCCAGAGCCCUUGGCAUCAGGAAAAUCCUUAUUUCCUAUAACUUACACAACGAAUGUUUUAUUUGUAUCUAAUGUACGGAUUUCUGUAACAAACUGUGAAAAAGAAAAAAAAAAAAAAAAAGACAAUUAAUUAAUAAAAAAACACAGUGCCGGAAAGGUCUAGAAUUCACAAAUUGUACACAAGCCUAUGUUUCUGAAGACAAAUCUAUGCAGUUGUGUUGUAUUGUAGGAAAUUUCAUUUUUAUGUACAUAUAUAUAUUGUAAAUAAAUAGGAUGCUGUAUAUUUUUGCAGUUGUUUAUCCCCUAUGAUAUAGAAGUGUUGAGAUAGGCUCUGCAUAUUAAGAAUAAUUUUAAUAGAAAGACAAAUACUUUCGCUUCUGACUUAGCAAAAUGUAUAUCCUUUCCUUUCUCCCAAGAGUUCACAAGUUAAAUCCUAAACUUGAAAUUAUAAUUACAUCACUAAUGUAACAAGAUAAAGAGAAAUAAAAUAUCCAAUGAAAUUGCUAGGAUUAAUUCCAGUGCAUGACUCCCUGUUUUCUCAACUGCAGGUUAGCCAGUCUUCCUGCUGGGUAAAGUAUCUCCCUUGGAAAGGGCCCCUUUGGUACUCAGGUACCUCUUAACUCCUCACCUGAGGUCAGGUGGAAGUGCUGAAAAGGCUUUCUGCAGAAACCAGAGCAAACUGCAGCCAGGAAUUUGAUCCAGCAUUAUACCAUGUUGUAUCCAAGCAUGUAUUUACCCAACUAAUACAAACAGAAGUCAGGACAGGACUUAUGCAUUUCCAUUUUCAGCCACCAGAAAUGCCCAUAAUUCAGAAAAAAAAUCAUUAAAGCCAGGAGUGGGCAGCAACUAGACCAAUCUGUGCCAUUUUCUAGCCCUCUCCCUUUCUCCAGAGUCCUGUGGCUGCUCCUCCAGUGCAGACCCAAGCAUGCUGCUAUCAUGCGACCAAAAGCCCAGCACAUGAGGCUGCCGAGAGCAUCCCUGGCCAGGGACUGCUUGCACAUCUCACCCUAUGAAUGUGCAGAGGCCAGUAUUCUGGUCAUGGGAUAGCUUUGUGUCCAGGGGUGGGGAUGGUGGGAGAGGAGGGUUGUGUACGUCCUGAGAGUGCCUCCGUCAAGAGCCUUGCAUAGAUUUUCUUGCUGGUAAAGCACAGUGUUUUUUUCAGGAUUGCUGAAAAACAGAAGUUGUGAAAUGCAUCUUAAAAUAACUGGGGUUUUUUUCCAUGUUUACUUUAUGGUCUUGGAUGAAAAUUAAACUUGAAAUAACAUUUGCUUUCACCGUGAGCACAAAUUUGAGGAAAAAAAUCUAUAUGCAGUCACUUCUACAGAGCUUUCUAAAUUAAUACAAGUGUACGUUUUGUUUUCAGUGUUACAGCCAACAAAAUAUAAACUGUAAAGGUAUUUUUCCACAAGACUUGAACUUUAACUUGUUUAUAGAAACCUGUUUUUAAUGUCCCAAGGUAUGUUAAGGCUCAUCCAGAUCUAGUAUAAACAAUAUUGUUUGAAUGAUGUACGCUUGAUAUGAGCUCGUCUCUAAUAGAUUGUUGAAGUGAGUCAUUGAUAUUUUGCUCCUGCUAACAUCACCAUACUUUGUGCUGCUCAUCCCCAAAUAAAUGAUGCAGUUUUUCAGUUUCUGUGUGUAAAUAAUAAUAAUAAAAAUGUAUUAAGUUCUAUAAUCUCUCUGUUACUUCUAUAGUUUUUAAACAUUAAAAUUGUGAUCUAAACUGA